GCUGGCAUCAGAGCAGAAUUUGAAACCGUGGAGCCGGUGGACAAGAGGCGAAUCUACGAAUCGAAGCCGAUUUACCUCGGCAUGGACUAGUUAGCCAGACAAGCGUUUACUCUGCGUUCAGCUUCUUUCAGAGUUUAUUAGAUAGUUUGUCCGCUGUUGUUCCCGUGAGAAGAGGAAGAGGGUGUCCGUUCUAAACUUUAGUGGAGUGAUUUUGUCCUGCGUGAAACACAGCGCUGUCGGUCGGUCGGUCGGUCGGUCGGUCGGUCGGUGUGUAUUUUUAACAAAAUGAGGCGAAUCUCUUUGUCCGUUUGUCUAAAUAAAGGACAGAGUUUAAUCUGGGAGUUUUAGCGUUAUCUUUGAAAGCUAAAUGAGCUAAUCUGCGCUAGCUGGAAGCUCUUCGCAUCGGUUAUCGUGUUCAAACUCAACUGAACUCCACUAAAGCGACUUAAUUUAUUGUCAACUCUUUCUGAAUAACCGCGAACUAAACUCUUACUAAAGCCUUUUCGCGUGAACACCGUGAAGAGGCCGGUGGCAGUGGGUGUUUUUUUCUCCUGGUAGUGAGUCUGAACAUGAGCAAAGUGCUGGCUAAGUGAUAAUAAGCGGUCUGCAGAUUGACUGGACACUUGCGGGACACUCGCUGGAGAUGAUGGCCCGGAGGAGGCUGGACAGUCGCAGUGGAUCCUCGGCUCUGCUGUCAGAGAUCCACACUCGCAUCCACACGGAUCCUCUGGACGCCGUGUUUGACAUGAGCAACGAACUGGGCAGGGGGAAGUUUGCAGUGGUGAAGAGGUGUGCGGAAAAGGCCACAGGGAAAGUCUUCGCUGCAAAGUUCAUCAAGAAGCGGCGACGAGGUCGCGACUGCAGGGCGGAGGUCAUUCAUGAGAUCGCUGUUUUAGAGGCAGCAAAGAACAAUCCUCGUGUGGUGAACCUGCACUCUGUAUAUGAGACCGAUCAUGACCUCGUUCUAAUGCUGGAAUAUGCGGCGGGUGGUGAGAUAUUUGACCACUGUGUGUCAGAGGAGCUGCUGCCCGAAGGUCAGAUCACCCGUCUGAUCCGACAGAUGCUUGAGGGAAUUCACCUACUGCACCAGAGCAGCGUGGUCCACCUGGACUUGAAGCCCCAGAAUAUUCUCCUGACGAGUCUGAGCCCAUUGGGGGAUAUAAAGAUAGUGGAUUUUGGCUUGGCCCGCAGGUUGGGCUCUGCUGGGGAGCUCAGAGAGAUUCUGGGAACCCCUGAGUAUGUCGCCCCUGAGAUCUUGAACUAUGAACCAAUCACCACAGCAACAGACCUCUGGAGUGUGGGCGUGAUCACCUAUAUGCUGGUGACAGGAGAGUCUCCCUUCGCUGGCGAGGAUAAACAGGAGACCUUCCUAAAUGUAUCCCAGGUGAACGUGGACUACAGCAGAGAGGCUUUCUCAAGAGUGUCUGAACUGGCUGUCGACUUCGUCCAGAAACUGCUGGUCAAAGCACCGGAGGAUCGUCCCAGUGCAGCCGAUUGCAUGACCCAUCCCUGGCUGUGGCUCCAUUGUCCAGGUUCUGAUCCGAUCCCCGUGACCCCACGCACUCCCCGGGAAAGGAGUUUCGGUGGGAAGUGGUCUGCGCCACCUGAGGAUCCCGAAGACAAAGAGAACAUUCUGGACUCACCGCACGCCAAGAGGUUUCGUUUUGAGGAGGGCAUGUCAGCCACGGGCGACGGAGACCACUUGUGCUGAUCCGAAAGGGAAACGCACUUGCACCGAAUAGCAUAUUUGGUCCGUUUUGUUGGCCCCCACACAGCACCAGCAAACACGCUUCUGUCCUAAUGCUGUUUUCAAUAUCCUUUGGCCAACCAAAGAUGAUUUUAUUUUACAAAAGGGCCCAAUCUAGUGUAAUGUUAAUAUUAUAAUAGUGAGAAUCUAAAUAUCUAUGUUGCUGUCCUGUCUCAAGAUGCCUUUUCCUGCCAUCUUUGGAUUUUAAAUGAUUCAUUUGAAUAUUUUAAUUGCCAUUCAGUAUCGAUUUAAUUUUCUGCUGAUCUCAGCCCAUGUUAAUCUCAACACUAUUUCCAUUACUGCACUUUGAAAAAGACAGACGCUCGAGAGCUUUAAUUCUGCUUUAAUGAAGGAUGAGAGUGUCUGAGCACACUAAAGAGUCUCUUUGCUCUUUGUGUCUCAACAUCAGAAAGAGUUUGUAUGAUUAGACUCUGUUAAUUCAAAAACACCUAGUGCGAUGGUCUGUUAGAAAGGUUCAGUGCAGGAAUGCUCUCGGUGAAUGGCUGUGUGUUUUGUCUUACAUUCUCUUCUUUCUUGUGGCAUUGACACAUAAGUGGGCUCCAUAAAAAUGUGACUCAACUCAAACACGCACAACACACCCUGGAUUACACAAAUAUGUGUUUGUAUUGGUCACAGAUCUUCCUCUUAGAUAAUGACUAAAGGAAUGCAGGAAAGCACUUAAACCUUCUAUUAUAUGUGUUUGUGUCACUGAAAUAAGGGAAAAUAUUUUUAACCACUUUAAAUGUAGUAAAUCAACUGUAUCUGUUUUAAAAUGAUUUUUGUUUUAAAUAUUUCCUUUUUUAUUGCCAAUUUAUUGUAAAAUAAACUAUUAUUAAGCAACAUUCUAGCAUUUCCCCAUGGCAGGCGCUUAGUAUCUCAAUGCCUGUUAUGGUCUAUGAUACACAUAAUCUUGAAAUGACAGUUUUUAUCUAUGCACCAAUCUGAGGUAACAAAGGGUUUUGUUACCUUUUUUUGUACAGGUGUUUCUAAGCUAAUGCUAUUAACUGAUGGAGGUUUCAGUCUUCGUUCAUUCCGAGUCUUGUUCUCAGGGUUAGCUGUAACUGCACAGUUUACCAGUGUAUAUUUCUCGAGUGCCUUUGUGUGCAUUUUGUUCUAUGCUUGAGCCGAACAACCCGACUUGAUCUUCUGUAAUACCGGUGCAGCACAUUUCUGUGGAUAUAUUAUUGUUAAUGUUUAUCCUGUUUUAAUUGAGAUACUGGUAGACCCUUUAAACUGAUGGCCUGUUGUAUUUAACUUAAAUUAUUUCUGUGUGCUUUUGGUCAUGGAGAUGUAUUUGUAUUCAGUGGGAUUUAGAAAGGAAAACAGUUAUAAGUUAUAUUUAUGGUCUUGGAUUAUGUAGGGCAUGAAAAGAUGGGUUAUCAAAGUUGGCUGUUAUUGUCAAAAUUAUAUGGUUAUGUUCGGAUGGUGAAGUAUGUUUGGCUGUGAUGAAAGUACAGGGUUUGAAUUCUGGAAUGAAGGCAAAUGAAUGUUAGAAUAUUGCACAUCUGCACAUCAGAAAGUGUGUAGUAAUGCAACAAAUACAACUAGAUCAGCUUAAGGUUUAUUGGUGUACUAUUUUGUUGAGUGGCUGUUAGAACUGGAAAUGUUAGUAUUGCAGAAUUCAGUCUUAAGGUCGAGCCCUUCGGUUAUUGUUCUCUGUUUAAAGAGGUGUGAAGAGCUCAUGUGUGUUUGUGUGCUCAGGGCCUUACGGUUUCCCAGAGAUGUCACCAGUCUGCAAUCAUAAUAGGGCUAUUGUCUCCUAAGACGAGAGGCUCUUGUCACAGUCGUGUGCUCACUGUAUGCCGUCAUCUUAAAGGAAAACUUGAAUCUAUUCCUUGCCUGGGAAACAGCCUCAAUAAUGUUUAAGGGCCAUGAGGUGUUUGAAGCUGGAAUUCAAUAGAGAAUAGACCAGGCUUUGGAGAGCAUUUCUGAGCAGUCACUGUGGCAUUUGCAGAAAGCUUGCGACAAACUUUGUAAGGACACUUAAGGGAUAAACUUUCUUGAUUCUCUUUCUAUCUUAGGCAGGAUUAGUGAAAACUGAUAAUUGAAGAUACUUCAUUUCAUGAUGAAAACUGUGUAUUUUGAGUUAUAUGUGCUAGAAUAAAUGAUGUUCAAAUUCUAAUAAAGCCAUUGACAGUC
This is a messenger RNA of Sinocyclocheilus anshuiensis, 3886 nucleotides long. RefSeq names its product serine/threonine kinase 17b (apoptosis-inducing) (gene stk17b). Bases 644 to 1711 code for a protein of 355 amino acids. Gene Ontology annotation, biological process: protein phosphorylation; intracellular signal transduction; positive regulation of apoptotic process. The record is from RefSeq and is a predicted model, not a curated record. Gene Ontology annotation, cellular component: nucleus. NCBI's taxonomy places the organism in Eukaryota, Metazoa, Chordata, Actinopteri, Cypriniformes, Cyprinidae. Gene Ontology annotation, molecular function: protein serine/threonine kinase activity; ATP binding. The transcript has 7 exons.